AUUGAUGACCUGACCAUUAAGCUAAUGGCUUAAUUGAUCAUGAUGGAUGACCACCACUGGGAGAGUUCCUUUCGGCAGGAACUCGUCAACGCGCAGUCGUCUGCGGUCGGUGGCUGGCUUAACUUGGUCCCGAAAUACCAAGACAUAAUUUCUCAUAGAAAAGUUGUAUCCUUCUCCGCUGCGAGUUUCCAAAUCCCAAAGCGCAGCAGGGUCGCAUGGAGCACUGAUAGCCGAAACAGAAAAGUUCCAUCCCACGAUAAGCCGAAUCUAGGUACGGAUGGGGGAUGGGGCACUCGAUUAGCGGAACAGCGAAGUGAUAAGGUAAUCUAAUUGAUCUAGCCUCCGCCCCACAUAGCGAAACCCGGCCGAAACCCCGCAGCAGAUAGCGGAUGGAAUUCGGCAUGGACACGCUGAGAGCUCUGGAGCCGCUGCACCGCGUCUGCCAAGUGUGCAACCUGUGGCCCUGGCGCCUCGCACCCCCGCCCGACUCGGAGGGCAUCCUGCUCCGGAGAUCGCGCUGGCUGGAGCUGUACGGCUGGACCGUGCUGAUGGCGGCCACCGGCUUUACCGCCUACGGCCUCUUCCAGGAGAGCAGCGUGCAGGAGGAGCCGGACGCGGAGUCCACCAUCUCGAGCAUAGGUCACACGGUGGACUUCAUUCAGUUGGUGGGCAUGCGGGUGGCUCAUCUGGCCGCCGUGCUGGAGGCCCUGUGGCAGCGGCAAGCGCAACGAAGCUUCUUCGCCGAGCUGGGCGAGAUCGAUCGUCUGCUGUCCAAGGCCCUGAGGGUGGACGUGGAGGCUAUGCGGCUCCAAAUGCGUCGGCAGACGUCGCGCCGAGCUGUGUGGAUCCUGUGGGGCUAUGCGGUUAGCCAACUGCUCAUCCUGGGCGCCAAGCUGCUCGCCCGGGGCGACAGGUUCCCCAUCUACUGGAUCAGCUACUUGCUGCCACUGCUGGUGUGCGGUCUGCGCUACUUUCAGAUUUUCAACGCCACUCAGCUCGUGCGCCAGCGCCUGGAUGUGCUCCUGGUGGCCUUGCAGCAGCUCCAGCUGCAUCGGAAGGGGCCCGCCGUGGACACUGUGCUGGAGGCGCAGGACGACCUGGAAGAAGCGGCCAUGGAUCGACUGAUCGCUGUCAGACUCGUCUACCAGCGGGUGUGGGCCCUAGUGGCCUUGCUGAACCGCUGCUACGGACUCUCCGUGUUGAUGCAGGUGGGCAACGACUUUCUGGCCAUCACCUCCAACUGCUACUGGAUGUUCCUCAACUUUCGCCAGUCGGCGGCCUCACCCUUCGACAUCCUGCAGAUCGUGGCCAGCGGCGUAUGGUCUGCCCCCCACCUGGGCAAUGUGCUCGUCCUCUCGCUGCUUUGCGACCGAACGGCCCAGUGCGCCACUCGUCUGGCCCUCUGCCUGCACCAGGUGACCGUGGACCUGCGGAACGAGAGCCACAACGCUCUGGUAGGUACCAUCCGUGCGCCAGAGCAAUCAUUAAUAAUCCCCGUCCCUCUGCAGAUAACGCAGUUCUCGCUGCAGCUACUCCACCAACGACUCCACUUCAGCGCCGCUGGCUUCUUCAACGUGGACUGCACUCUUCUAUAUACGAUCGUGGGAGCCACUACCACGUACCUGAUAAUUCUGAUCCAGUUUCACAUGAGCGAAUCCACCAUCGGCGGUGGAUCCAACGGACAGUAGCAGCAGGAGUGGCGGCCACCUGUUGGCGCAACACUACAUAAUUAAAAUUUACCCUUAAUUGUUGUUCAUUCAUAAUUAAUAAACAAGAUUCGC
Drosophila santomea is the source of this 1781-nucleotide messenger RNA. RefSeq names its product putative gustatory receptor 2a (gene Gr2a). The record is from RefSeq and is a predicted model, not a curated record. Gene Ontology annotation, cellular component: axon; neuronal cell body; dendrite. The coding region runs from base 390 to 1688 and encodes 432 amino acids. The transcript is spliced from 3 exons. Lineage: Eukaryota; Metazoa; Arthropoda; Insecta; Diptera; Drosophilidae. Gene Ontology annotation, biological process: sensory perception of taste.